Paramecium sonneborni is the source of this 822-nucleotide messenger RNA. The record is from the annotation of a GenBank genome assembly. Lineage: Eukaryota; Ciliophora; Oligohymenophorea; Peniculida; Parameciidae.
UAUACAUUAUGAAUAAAUUCAUCAUUGUUUCCUGCUUAAUUGCUUUGACAUUUGGAUUAACAAUAGACACAACAGGCUCUUGUACUUGCAAUGAUUUACAUAUCGAAAGUGAAUGUAAAGGGUAAUUAGGAUGUAAUUGGAGUGCAGGUGCUUGUUAAAAGCCUAAUUGUACAGCUUUGGGUUAAGAUGUUUGUUCAAAAACAAAUUAAUUAUGUGCUUGGGUAAAUAAUACUUGCACAACAUUUUCAUCAUGCAGUAGUUUGACAGGAAAUUCAAUUGAUAAUUGUACAGCUUAAAAUAUGGGAUGCUCUUGGUAAUCAGGAGAUAAAUGUGCCACUUAAUCAUGCAGUCUUUAUGGCAAUAACAAUACUCAAUAUUGUAUUGCACCUUUUUGUGUAUUAUCUGGUUCUACAUGUUCAUCAUUUUCUAAUUGCGGUUCCUUUAAUGAUUCAGCCACUUGUAUUAAAUAUCCAUGCUUGUACAAUACAAAUGCAACAAAAUGUGAAUCACUUACAUGUUCAAAUAUUACUGAUCAAGCAGCUUGCAACACAAUUUAUUUAUCUGAGAAAUAAUCAAGCCUAUGCUUUUGGAAUAAUUCUACUUGUGUUGAUUUAACAGAUCUCAAAAAUUUAACAUCAACUUCAUGCCUAACCAAUACAAAUGGUGCUUAUCAUUGGUCUUCUUCAAAUGCAAGUGAUGGAUCCUGCACACAAUGUUAUGGAUUGCUUUUAUAAAUAGUGUUUGCCCUCAUUCUAUUGUUAGCUUGAGAUUGAGCAGAUAUUCAUAUUUUACACAAUAUCAUAUUCAUUUUUUUAGAGCUUC